This is a messenger RNA of Culicoides brevitarsis, 5604 nucleotides long. RefSeq lists its product as uncharacterized. The record is from RefSeq and is a predicted model, not a curated record. Bases 545 to 5245 code for a protein of 1566 amino acids. Gene Ontology annotation, cellular component: nucleus. NCBI's taxonomy places the organism in Eukaryota, Metazoa, Arthropoda, Insecta, Diptera, Ceratopogonidae. The transcript is spliced from 8 exons.
AAUCGCAGUAGAGAAUUCAUAUUUGUUUGGUCGAAACACGCUUUUUUCCCCGUAAUUUCGUCAAUUUUGGCAAAUUUGAGUGAAAUUCAGUGUAAAAGUAUCGCGGAAUUGCAUCUGGAUACGCGAUGAGUAUUAUGGAUACGCAAGACGUCCGAUAAAAGUGAAGAAUUGUGAAAAUCGAGUGGCGAAGCCGAUUAAUACAUAAGUGUACGUUCAUGGUACGUCGUACCAUGUACGUACGUAAGUCUAAAAUCGAAAAACAGUACUGACUCCAAUUCUAUUUUCAAUUACUAAAAUUAUUCAAGUCCUUAUUUUCAUUGAAAAUAAUUCAUUAAAUAUGUAAAAAUUGGUACAAGUGUUUCGCAUACUACAGCUAUUUUGUUAUUAUUUUUGUGGAAAAGAUAAGUGCGAACGAUAAAAAGGGAAAAAAUAUCAGUGAAAUUGGCCUAUGUGUUGGGAAAUGUUCAGCUUUUGCGAUUUUACAUAAGUGUGUUCAUGCUGAAAUAAUUUAGAAAAAGAGAUAAGUACAAGGAAGCAAUUUAGGAUGGCUACUCGUGAGAGAAAAACUAGAAAUAUCACUGAGUCGCCAACUAGUAUUGGUUCUGCGGAAUCGAUUACCUCCACGCAAAAACCGUCAACACCAACAAAAGUAGGCCGAGGACGUAUCAGAGGCCGUGGAUCAAUACGAUCUGUCCAGAAUAAUGAUGAUAACGAGUCUCUUCAAUCGAAUGAAGACGAUUCAAAUGGGAAGCAAACGACACAAAGAUCAUCGUCCCGAAUGAGUACUGGCUCAGUAACAAAAGAUGAAAAUGAAGAUGUGAGUAAGCAAGAUGAUACCAAAUCCUCCCCAGGUCGUCAAAUUUCACGCAGGACCAAAGCUGAAGCCAUUGCCGAAACUUUCACAAAGAGAAUUGUACGUUCCAAUUCAGAUCUACUAAAAAGGAGUCCACUGCUAAAACGAAAAUCGUUGCCGGUGGUGAGUCGAAGGGGAAUGGGACGUAAGAGAGGUACUGCUAGACAUAGUUUAGGGGCUAGAACUGUCAAAUCGGUCACCGAAAGUACGGAUGACAAGCCGACAAAAAAAGCGGGACGUCGUCGUAAAAUAGACUCGGACAAGACAGAAGAUAUUUUUAAGAAACCGGCAGAAGUAGAGAAUGUAGAGACCGAAAGUGUUUCCGAGUCAGAUAAUCAAGCAACAAUUCGCCGGCAUAGAUCAGCUUCAAAGUCCUCCGAUACAACACAAAGCGAUAUUGAUAUGAAAACUGAGGAGUUGAUUGACAAUGUCAAAAAAGAACAUUUGGAUGGCGAUGACUUUUCUAAAAAGCAGGAUAUCCUUGAUAAGAUGGCACAAAACUUUUCCGAAUCAAAAGUCUCAACCGAUGAAGCUAGUCAAACAAGACGAAGUAGUAGACCUCGAAAAAGCACAUGUAAGGACAAAGAUGAUUUGGUGAAGCAAACCGACAUUAAACAUGAAUCAAAAAUUGCAGAUUUGCCAGAAAUCGCAGAGUUCGACAAAGAUCAAUUAGAAAUUAAUACAGAAACAAUCAGAGAAUCUUCUGAAAAACCAAACGAUUCUUCACUUAGUCCUCAAUUGAUAAGCGAAGGGGUAUCUGAAAUUAGUGUAAAAACGUUUUACGGAGAGCCGGCAUUUUUAGAAAACAACUUGGGCAUUGAGAAAGAUCCAAAACUGGGUGAAAUUGUACAAGUUAAGAGCAAACUUAGCUCGGACAUGGUAGAGGAACAAAAAGAAGUGUCUUCGAUGAAACUAAUUGAUGUAUCAGAAUCUACAAAAGCAAGUGAUAAUCUCAAGCUAGAGACUGCCACUGCACCAGAAUCCAGAGAUGAGGCUUCUAUCGAAUUAGAAGCAAAGACCGAUUAUGAUAAUUUCGAAAUAGCCAAUGCGCCUAAGGACAAAUCAUCGGAUGAAAUCGUCGAAGAAGACAAAGAAAAUAAUAAAACAGAUGAGAUCAUUAAAAGAAGUGAUUUGGAUCAAGGCUCUGAAGAACAAAAAAUAUCAAAUAUUGAAAUGGAACAACAAUUCAACGAAACUCCUGACUUGAUCAAAGAAAAAGAAAAGCAUCUUCUCUCACUCGGUCUCUUAUCUCACGAAGCUGCUGUGGAAGCAGCAAAAGAGAAACGUAAACGACGAGAAAUCCUCCAACGCAAUAUAUCGAAAACGGACAAGCGUAAUAAAGCUCCCGAAUAUACAGGUACUCUUAAAACAAUAAUAAAGCUUAAUCGUACUAGUCCAGAGAAGAGAAAAACGCGUAUGCCUUUGAAAAUGACUUUUGCCAAGGGAAGGCCACCUAAACAAAACACUGAAAAAGAUACUAACGGAUCAGCUGAAACAAUUGAAAACACAUUUUACACUAUUCAUCAGGACAAACAGGCUGAAAAUCAACAAGAAGGUCAGAAUAGUGAAAAAAGCCGUAAGGGGCAUAAUCGUUUUCAAACUGCAGAAAGUAAUGUUGUUGUUGAAAACCCGGAAUGCGAAAAACAGCUUGUUGUUCCUGAGAAGGCGUCAUCGUUUAAGGUUCAUCCAGAUCGUCUUUGUUUAGAUCAAUGUUUUUAUUGUGGAGGAAAAUUCGGUCUCUAUGAUACUCCCUGUCAUAUUGCACAAAUAAAAUCAAUCGAUCGCCAAGAAAAAAUACUGAAAAGUGAAGAAAAAUUAACGAGAGACAGCUGCUUGUGUGAUGCUUGCUUUAGACAUGUUGAUCGAAAAGCAAACUGUGCAUCUUAUAGAAAAAGAUUAUCAGCAAAUGCUUCUCAUUCUAAUGAAGGUGACAAUAAGACUGAUCAUGAUGAAUCCCAAAAUGAUUCGUAUGAACAAGGAGCAGAUAAAGAAAUUACUGGAAAUGAGAAUAAAUGUUGUGUAUCUCAGUGUACUGAAAGCGUUUCACAUUCACUUCGUAAAAAAUGGCUCAUUAAAACUAAAAAGCAAGUCAGCAAGGUUAUAGAAAUUAACGAAAAUAUAGUGAGCAGUGUGGUAAAUUUUGUUCCUAUAUGCGAUACUCAUUACCAACUAAUAAACCAUUUGAUGGUUUGUGCGAUGUGCAAAAGGAAACUUCCCAAGAAUCAUAUUUUCUAUAUUGCAACGGAUUUGUCACGACUUGAGUACUUAAUUUACAACCAAGGAAUUCCAAUGAAACUAGGAAAUACAGCUCUGAUGGUUUGUAAAUUGUGUCGAUAUUAUGCGAAUUUGCUUUUAAAACCAAGUGAUGAUAGACCACAAAAGGAAACAUUUAUCAAAAACUACAACAAAAGGUUAUUACAACUUGUAAAUUCCGAAAAUGAAUCUAAAGUAACUGAUGAAGAAGCUGAAAAGUCUGAUGCCAAACAAACUACAAAGCUCCGGGAAAUGCGUAAAUUGAAGAAAACAUUGCAUAAUGACGCUGUGUCUACCGAUGUUACACAUGAACCAGAAAUAUCUAUAAUUCCAUCGAAACCUCACACCUCAACCGCAGGUCAUAUUUUACUUGAUAACGAUGUUAUGGUAGACUACGAUAAUCCACUCAUGGAGAGCGGUGUUCAAAGACAAGCAUUUGCGCAAAAGAUGCACAGCUCAUCAAUGCAGAAAAACUUGGGUCUACAAACAAAAGAAAGAGAUAUGGCAAAAGCUCUGAAAUCGAAUCCAAAUAUAUCAAUGAGAGAACUGUUUCCGGGCGAAGAAGAAAUGAAUUUACAUGUCAAUAUUCCCUUUAACUCGUCAGCCAAUCGCACGCCAGAAGGAUGGGCUCGAGUUUUUACCACAAUUCAGUACGACGAAGCUACUAGAAAUCUGUGGGAGGAAUUGCAAAAACCAUAUGGAAAUCAAUCUAGUUUCCUAAAGCAUUUGAUUUUACUAGAAAAAUAUUAUCGUAAUGGCGACCUCGUUCUGUCCCAAAAUGCAAGCUCAAAUGCGGUUACGUAUUCCGAAUCAGUACAAAAUCGCCUAAAGUCAUACGAUUCACCCAUUGGGAUGCAAGAGGACGGUUCUUCAUUAAAUAUUUUACAGCAAUUGAGUAACGCGCCAAUUACUAUAAUACCAACUGUAAAAAACAAAGUUAAAAUUGGGAAUGCUGAUAAUCUGUUGAAAAAUCAAACAAACAACUUUCCAAUCGAAAAUACAAAACGCAAAUUAGAAAAGUUUGGGCACAAAAACAAACAAGGACAUACUUCGCAACCACCUAGCAAGCAAAUGAAGGUAGAUGAUCAGCAAAAAGCUAGUGCUCCACCAGAUUUGAUAUCCAUCAAUCAAUCUCAAAAAGGUGACACCGUCCCCUGUUCAUCGUCACCUCAGAAAAAAUUGUCGCCAAACACAACUCAGCAAAUAAUUAAAUUACCAGACACUUUAACACCUUCUGAACGGAAACAAACAGCUAAACCAUGGCGACCAACAUUAAUUCCAAUAACUGCAGGUAGCACAGCUGCGUUGAAUUCAGGACCACUGUAUCAAACUGCUGAUGGAAGAAAAUUACCAGGACUUGUGCAAGUUAUGUCUGGCGGGAAGCCUUAUCACAUUUCAAUACACGAUUACAAUCGAAUGUGUAUUUUGCGACGAGAAAAAUUGUGGCAAAUUCAGAAACAGCAGCAACAGCAACUACAGCAACAGGAAAAUUCAACAAAUUCUAAGCCACAGAAAGUAUCUUCGCCGCCCAUCGAUACAAAUAAAACCAAAAUGGUACAAAUACCCAAUCAACUUUUAGAGCAAAACUCGUUGAUUCCUAUUGCGUCUACAAACACUGCUAAAUUCCAAAAUAACUCGCUUUCCGACACAAAUGGCAACAAACCGAAAAAAAGUGGAAAUUCUCUGCAAAAGAAUCCAAUUCCCAUUGCGCCAAAACUACCUACCAGUACAAGUGUAAUGAAAUUACCCGUAACAACGAGCUCCACAGAAAAGCAAAAGCAAACAAAUUCGACGGAAGCCGCGUCAUUCAACAUUGUACCUAAUAACUUGGGCACGCAACCUUUAGCAAAUAGCAACCCCAAUACAUCCAUGCCGUCGCAAAUUAAUUCGGGUCCAACGACACCCACUUCGGCAAUAGAGGCCUUGAUGAAAUCACAGUAUCAAAAUCAACUUUGGCUUUGGGGAGAAAGUCUGCAUCAAGGACAAAUGCUUGGCAACAGUGGUGGUGGUAUCAUUGUAGAUAACUCUCUUUUAUCUAAAAUACCAAAAUCAUUGACAGUAAUCCCUCAACAGCGCAACCGGAACCAGGGAGAUACUAGCUCUAAUUCAACUGAUGAUAACAACCCACUAAACGGUUAACCAAAAUGAAUAAAAUAAACUCAAUCUAUCGUAUCGUAUCAAAAAAAAAAUAUAUAUAUAUUUAAUAAAUAUAUAUUUACCUGUUUAAUGAAAAAACUGAAAUGAACAAAUAUUUACUGAAAACAAAAGUAGAAAGACUUUGAGAAAUAAAACAAAUACACUAUAAGUAGUACUAAAAAUUCUAAAGUAUUGAAUUAAAGUAAAACGAACAAAAUUUUCACAGACUGAUUAAUAUUAAAACUGCAUUAAACAUCAUUAAAAAGCAAUUAAUUCUGCUCUUUUUGUUUACAAAAAACAUAAAUAAAAUAAUAAUAAAAUAAAAAGUGCCUUUUUCCAAGAAACAAAUUAAAAGAUCACAA